ACAGCAACAGAAGCAGCAGGAAGGACAACUGCAAGUGUUGUAGACGACAAACACAUACACAUACACACACACACACCCAAGCGUAUACAACUGACACGCCCCAAAAACCAAUUCAUAUAUAUAUAUAUAUAUAUAUAUAUGUAUAUACAUAUGCUGAGAGCAAUGACAACAUCAGCCAUCCCAUUGUCAUCCCAGUUUGGUGGCAAUGGCGAUGAUUUUCCAAGCGUUUUGGAAAUAGAACUGCCUGCCAUUCUUCUCAACGAGAGUCUCUUUAUUGAGCUAAAUGGCAAUGUAACACAGCUACUACAGCAACAUAUAGAAGAUUCAUCUAUGGGCAGCAACAGCAGCAGCAGCAGCAAUAUGACUAUACCCAUUAUCAAUGCCACCAACAAUGUCAUCCAGCUGGAUGAUGAGCAACGACAACAGGCGGCGGCAAAUGAGCGUGAAAUGGCCGAAUUUUGGUUACUGGUCAAAAUGAUCGUCAUGGCUGUUGUUCUUGGCCUAAUGAUACUCGUCACCAUUAUAGGAAAUGUAUUUGUAAUUGCAGCCAUUAUAUUGGAACGAAACUUGCAAAAUGUUGCUAAUUAUUUGGUUGCAUCGCUGGCUGUAGCUGAUUUAUUUGUUGCUUGUCUUGUCAUGCCGCUUGGCGCCGUCUACGAGAUAAGUAAUGGCUGGAUAUUGGGACCGGAAUUGUGUGACAUUUGGACAUCUUGUGACGUGCUUUGUUGCACAGCUUCCAUACUCCAUUUGGUGGCUAUUGCGGCAGACAGAUAUUGGACUGUAACCAACAUUGAUUACAACAAUUUGCGGACACCACGUCGUGUUUUUCUCAUGAUAUUCUGUGUUUGGUUUGCCGCAUUGAUUGUAUCGUUGGCUCCGCAAUUCGGUUGGAAGGAUCCCGAUUAUAUGAAGCGCAUCGAAGAGCAGCAUUGCAUGGUCUCACAGGAUGUGGCCUAUCAGAUAUUUGCCACCUGUUGCACUUUCUAUGUGCCACUAUUGGUUAUAUUAUUUCUCUACUGGAAGAUUUAUAUAAUUGCCAGGAAGCGCAUACAAAGACGUACACAAAAGUCAUUCAAUGUGACGUUGACAGAAACCGAUUGUGAUUCCACAGUACGUGAACUAAAAAAGGAGCGUGGCAAACGCCGUACAGCCGGCAGGAAACAAGAUGAAGGCAGUGAUGCCAACCAGCAGCAGAUGGAUGAAACGUUGGCAGCGGACUCACAGGUACAACGACGUCAACGCAAACGUAUGAAAAUCUGUUUUGGCCGCAAUACAAAUACGGCCAGCAUAUGCGCCGGCUCUGAGGGUGCUGUGGCCAGAUCUGUGGCAGCCAUUGCCGUGGAUUUUGCCAGUCUGGCCAUUACGCGCGAGGAGACAGAGUUCAGCACUAGUAACUAUGACAACAAAAGUCAUGCGGGCACCGAACUAACAACCAUUUCCAGCGAUGCUGACGAUUAUCGCACCAGCAAUGCUAACGAAAUUAUAACACUCUCACAGCAGGUGGCCAAUGCCACACAACAUCAUUUAAUAGCCUCUCAUUUAAACGCCAUUACGCCAUUGGCUCAGUCCAUAGCUAUGGGUGGUGCAGUUGCAUCAACAGAGGGCCAGAGUCCUGUUGGUGGUGCAACACACAAGGGUAUCGGUGUACUGGCCAGUAUUGCCAAUCCGCAUCAGAAGCUGGCCAAGCGACGACAGCUGCUUGAGGCUAAAAGAGAACGUAAGGCUGCCCAGACAUUGGCCAUCAUCACCGGUGCCUUUGUCAUCUGUUGGCUGCCCUUCUUUGUCAUGGCCCUGACAAUGAGCUUGUGCAAAGAGUGCGAAAUUCAUCCGGCCAUUGCAUCGUUAUUCUUAUGGUUGGGAUAUUUUAACUCCACCCUGAAUCCGGUCAUCUAUACCAUUUUCAAUCCCGAGUUUCGACGCGCUUUUAAACGUAUUCUCUUUGGCCGAAAACAUGCAGCUCGAGCUCGUAGUGCGAAAAUUUGAUUUCAACUGAAGGCAAACGAGGACCAGUAUUUGUAACAAGGUGAAACCAAAAAACAAUGAAAAAGAGUUACUAAUCAGACAGAUGGAAAAAUUGAUGGGUCCCCAAAACUAUUACAAAAAUAUAUAGGGUAUGUAUAUAUGCUAUGGGAAUUGGCAUUGCCUUAGAUUUAGUCGUUUAGGUUUAGCCGUGACAAUCCUAACUAGUAAAUUAUUAAGUAAAAUCCCACACACGUGCCCCCCUUAAACCGAAUGUAACACCAGCAACAACAAACAAAAAACAGAAGCGAAAACUAGGUUUAUUUUUGUAUAUGAUAAAAUUGUUUAACAUUAAGAUUCAAAGUUAUUCCACUUAUUGAAUUCCAUAUAAAGUUGAUUAUAUAUGUGUAGAUUAAAUGUAAAUUGAAAACAACAAAAUUAUAAUAUUAACAAAGUCUUCCCUGUGUCUUAAAGAUGUCCCUUAAGAUUAAUUGCAGGCAUUGCGGGGCGACGAGAUGGUGAUUAUAAUUGAUGUUGGGCGGGAAUUGUGUAGAAAUGGGUCUACUCAAAUCACAAAGGCUGGGUCCAAGCAACAAACUUCUUACGCUUUUAUAAUUCUGUGUUAGAACCCCUUCGCUGUGUUUCUCUCAAGAAAACCCCCCCUAAUUCUUAUCAUUAAAACAAAUUGUAGUUGUAAGUACAUAUUAGAAAACGUUAUGUUAAAUGCUCAAUUAUGCAAUUUUAUUUGAAAGUUCAAGUCAAUAUAUAUAUACAUGGAUAUAUAUAAAUUAUAACGAAUUUACACAAAUUCACUUACAUUACCAGACAAAACGUAGUUGAUCAAAAUUUUAGCAUACAUAUA
Drosophila willistoni is the source of this 2821-nucleotide messenger RNA. RefSeq names its product 5-hydroxytryptamine receptor 2B (gene 5-HT1B). NCBI's taxonomy places the organism in Eukaryota, Metazoa, Arthropoda, Insecta, Diptera, Drosophilidae. Gene Ontology annotation, cellular component: membrane. Gene Ontology annotation, biological process: adenylate cyclase-activating adrenergic receptor signaling pathway. Gene Ontology annotation, molecular function: G protein-coupled receptor activity. The record is from RefSeq and is a predicted model, not a curated record.